Hansenula anomala is the source of this 2172-nucleotide messenger RNA. RefSeq names its product ATP-dependent RNA helicase (gene MAK5). The record is from RefSeq and is a predicted model, not a curated record. Gene Ontology annotation, molecular function: ATP binding; RNA helicase activity; nucleic acid binding. Lineage: Eukaryota; Fungi; Ascomycota; Saccharomycetes; Phaffomycetales; Wickerhamomycetaceae. The transcript has a single exon. The coding region runs from base 1 to 2172 and encodes 723 amino acids.
AUGAAGAAGAAGCAACUUUCUGGAAAGAACAAAGUUUCAAAACCUUUCAAAAAGAAUGCAUCAUCAAAAUCCCAAACCAAAAUACCCAAAGCUAAAGAAGAUCGUAUUUUAGAAGCUGAUAGCUUAAAAUGGAAAAGCGUUGAUAUUCCUGAAACUUUAGAUGAUUUUGGUGGAUUCUAUGGGUUAGAAGAAAUAGAAGGUGUUGGUGUUAAGUACGUUGAUGGUAAAGUGCAAUUUGUCACUAAAAGCGAAGAUAAAGUUGAACCUAUCGAAAAGGAAGAGGAAAGCACCGAAGAGACUCAAGAAGAACCAAAGGAAACAAAGAAGGAAAAGAAGCAAAAAGUGAAAGAGCAAAAGAAGGAGCAAAAGAAGGAGCAAAAAGAAUCAGAACUUGAAGGUUUCAGUAAAGUUUCAAGCACUUUAAACUUUGAAGAUAUUGAAUUACCAGAUACUGAUGUUGAGCUACCAGCCUGGUCUAAUUUAGAUUUAUCAAACUUUACAUUAUCAGGAUUAAAUCAUUUAGGAUUCGAAAAACCAACACCUAUCCAGAAAAGAUGUAUCCCACUUUGUAAUGAAGGUAAGGAUAUUAUAGGGAAAGCUUCAACCGGUUCUGGUAAAACUUUAGCAUAUGGUAUUCCAAUUUUGGAGAAAUUAGUAGCAAACAGAGAAUCAAAAUUUCCAACUGGUAUCAUCUUCACUCCAACAAGAGAAUUAGCCCAUCAAGUUGUUGAUCAUUUGAAUAAGAUUUCCAAGUUUUUCCCAUUUAGUCAAAGUUCAAUUUUAAGUUUAACUGGUGGUUUGUCUAUUCAUAAACAAGAAAGACUUUUGAAAUAUGACAACUCAGGUCAAAUUAUUGUUGCAACACCAGGUAGAUUUCUAGAAUUGAUUGAAAAAAAUACAGAGUUCGCUAAGAAGGCUGCAAAUGUGGAAAUUUUGGUUUUGGAUGAAGCUGAUCGUUUGUUACAAGAUGGUCAUUUUGAUGAAUUUGAACAAAUUUUGAAAGUUUUGAGCACAAAUAGAAGUAAACAAGGCAAAUGGCAAUCAUUAGUGUUUUCAGCUACUUUUUCAUUGGAAUUAUUUUCCAAAUUGGCAAACACCCAAUAUCGUCCAAAAGGUGAAGAAGUUGAUGAAAAGAAACAAAUCAUCAAUCUUUUAAAUGAAAAGUUGAAAUUCAAAGCUGAACCAGAGUUUAUUGAUUUAAAUCCAAACCAAAAACUGGCUGGUGAUAUCACUGAAACUUUGGUUGAAUGUUUACCAGCUGAACGUGAUUUGUUCUUAUAUUAUUUUCUGUUAAUGUACCCAGGUACAACAUUGGUGUUUACAAAUGCUAUUGAUUCUGUGAAGAGAUUAGUCCCAUAUCUAAACAACUUGAAAGUUCCAACAUUUGCCAUUCAUUCAUCCAUGCUUCAAAAACAGCGUUUAAACAACAUUGAGAAAUUCAAAGAAGCUGCACAAAAGAAUAAUGAUCCAAAUAAAUCCACAGUUUUAAUCGCUUCGGAUGUUGCUGCAAGAGGUUUAGAUAUUCCAGGUAUUCAACACGUUAUCCAUUACCAUCUUCCAAGAAGUGCUGACGUUUAUAUUCAUCGUUCAGGUAGAACCGCAAGAAGUGGUAAAGAAGGUAUUUCUGUUAUGAUUUGUUCACCACAAGAAGCUAGUGGACCUUUGAGAAAUUUGCGUAAGGCGCUUGCUGAUGAUAAAACCAAAUACAGGGGGAAAUCCUCAAGAAAAUGGACCAAAGAUGUUCAACGUUUGCCUGUUGAAACUGAUAUUGUUAGUCAGUUGAGACAAAGAUCAACCUUGGCUUCACAGCUAGCUGAUAGUGAAAUUUCCAGUAAAUCAUUAAGUAAGGAAGAUAACUGGAUGAAACAAGCUGCACAGGAUUUGGAUAUUGAUGUUAGUGAUAUGGAGGAGGAUGAAAUUUUGAAGAAAAACCGUAAUAAAAAGGAAAAUAAACGUUUAUCCUCAGAUGAGACUUCCAAAAAGAGAUAUGAAUUGACACAUUUGCUAAAACAAUCUAUCAGAAAAGAUUUAAGAAGAAGUUACUUGACUGGUGGAUUGAACAAUCUAGCUGAUUCUAUAGUGAAAGGUGUCGGUCAUGGUAACAUUAUGGGUCAUGAUAAAGUUGAUGCUUUAGAUCAAUUGAGAAUAAAGAAAAAACAAAAAACUAAAUAG